UGGGAAUGGAUGAUGAAGGUGAUGAUGACCCAGUCCCUCUUCCAAAUGUUAAUGCAGCCAUCUUAAAGAAGGUGAUUCAGUGGUGCACCCAUCACAAGGACGAUCCCCCUCCUCCUGAGGAUGAUGAGAACAAAGAGAAAAGAACAGAUGACAUCCCUGUGUGGGAUCAGGAGUUUCUGAAAGUAGACCAAGGAACACUUUUUGAACUUAUCCUGGCUGCAAAUUACUUGGACAUCAAAGGUUUGCUGGAUGUCACAUGCAAGACAGUUGCAAACAUGAUCAAGGGGAAAACUCCAGAAGAAAUUCGCAAGACAUUCAAUAUUAAGAAUGACUUCACUGAGGAGGAGGAAGCACAGGUACGUAAAGAGAACCAGUGGUGUGAAGAGAAGUGAAGACUUGUGCCUGACACCCAACACUGUAAGGAUUGUUCCAAAUACUAGUUGCACUGCUCUGUUCAUAAUUGUUAAUAUUAGACAAAUGCAGCAGCAAAUGAAGUUGUGUUAGCAGGAUAUUGUUCCCUUUGCAUGUGUAGUGGGGGUUUUUUUUUGAGUACAGACUCAAAUCUUCUGCGUUUUUAUUAGUGUAAUUGGAUGUCUUUUUACUUUGCAUUGAAUAAAACUGAACUAAGUGUG
This is a messenger RNA of Merops nubicus (carmine bee-eater), 632 nucleotides long. RefSeq names its product S-phase kinase-associated protein 1 (gene SKP1). Bases 6 to 392 code for a protein of 128 amino acids. Gene Ontology annotation, molecular function: cullin family protein binding. Gene Ontology annotation, cellular component: cytoplasm; nucleus. Lineage: Eukaryota; Metazoa; Chordata; Aves; Coraciiformes; Meropidae. The record is from RefSeq and is a predicted model, not a curated record. Gene Ontology annotation, biological process: SCF-dependent proteasomal ubiquitin-dependent protein catabolic process. The transcript has 4 exons.